Ctenocephalides felis (cat flea) is the source of this 1785-nucleotide messenger RNA. RefSeq names its product multiple epidermal growth factor-like domains protein 6. The record is from RefSeq and is a predicted model, not a curated record. Gene Ontology annotation, cellular component: extracellular region; basement membrane. Lineage: Eukaryota; Metazoa; Arthropoda; Insecta; Siphonaptera; Pulicidae. Gene Ontology annotation, molecular function: serine-type endopeptidase inhibitor activity. Gene Ontology annotation, biological process: cell-matrix adhesion.
AUGGCGCCCUUAACAGUUCAGCCUUUAGCUUUGAUUCAAUUGUUAUCAUGUGAACAUUACCGAAAAUCGGCAGCCCGCCGAGCGAAAAGCUUAGGAACCACGUCGGUUCGGGUUCCUCGUUGUAAAGCUGACGGCGAAUGGGAACGCGUACAAUGCGGCCCUGGCGGUCAAGGCCCUUGCUGGUGCGUCGAUGAAGGAGGAGCUGAACUACCAGCGACCAGAGCACCAUCUAGGGAUCUGGUGAACUGUACCGUUGCGGAAGAACGGUGUCCAGCCCACUCGUGCAGGAUGCUUUGUCCGUUGGGAUUCGCUCUGGAUGAAGCUAGUGGAUGCCCGCGAUGCGAAUGCAGGGAUCCUUGCGCUGGUGUUCAAUGUCCAAGGAACCAGCAAUGCCGAUUGCAAGAUGUUGCUUGCAGGACGCAGCCUUGUCCACCCGUUCCAACUUGCAAACGUGCUCGUUCGUUGGAAGAGUUAUGUCCAGUUGGAUCACCAUUGUCUAUAGCAGAUACCAGAAGGCCUUUCUUGUGUGGAAAUGAUCCUGGUAAACCAGAUUGUCCACCAAUGUAUCGGUGUCUCGUACAAAGAGGAAAUGAAUAUGGAGUAUGUUGUCCAGCUUCACUCCACAUUCGUAAACCAGGUACAUGUCCAAAUGAUGAUUUGACACCGAUGAUGGCAGCAGCUGGACUUAUUCCUCACCAAGAAUGCACUUCCACUUGCCAACAUGACCUCCAAUGCCCUGGUGAAACUAAGUGUUGUCAAACCAGAGCUUGUGGCGGCCAAUGUAGACGCCCUGAAAAUGCCACAGCAUGCCACAGACAAAGAUUACUCUCAGAAGUUUUAGCAAUCGGAGAACGGGAAGGACGUGGGUAUAUUCCUCAAUGUGACCAAGAAACUGGUAUGUUCCUGCACAAACAAUGUUCUAGAAAUGGCUUAGUCUGCUGGUGUGUCCAUCCGCGUACUGGUGAUAAACUUAAAGGUACCAUGGGGUCAUCAAAGGAUGUCGAUUGUCCUGCGGAAGUGAUAGAACGAGCUUCUGGACGAAGUUUAGUCGAUGAUAGCAAAUGUGAUAAAAACAUAUGUGCUGCCGUUUGCGAAUAUGGAUUCAAAGACGAUGAAAAUGGUUGCCCAACUUGUGAAUGCGAGGAACCAUGCUCUGGAUAUAAUUGUCCUGCAGGACAUUCUUGUACUGUCGCCAGGGAUGCUUCUUGUGAAAUGGGUGGCGGUGAAAGAUUGUGUGAAUCGGUGCCUGUUUGUCGACCUGAUGUUCUCUACAGCAAUCCCUGUACGAACGGGGCACCUCUGACCUUGCAAAAUUCAACGCAGCCUGUCCAUUGUGACGAAGAAUCGAAAUGUCCUGCUGAUUUCAUGUGUACUUCAGUCCCACAAGAAAGUAAGCAGGUCUGCUGCCCCAUCGAGAAUGUUGAUAUGGAAGUUAUUGCUGAUAAAUCAGAGGACCAAAUUUCAGAAGCUACGGCUGAUGUUGACAGAGUUCAAACCAUGUGCGAAUAUUUGCGAGACUUUUCUGCGCGAAUGGAAGGUACUGUUUCAGGAUUGGAAUUAGCGUUGCCAGCUCCAACUUGUGAUCAGGAUGGCAGUUAUGCUCCUGUACAAUGCGAAGUUGCUAAUAACAAGACAUGCUGGUGUGUCGAUCGAUAUGGUACCGAGUUGCCAAAAACGCGAACAACGGGCAAUACAACUCGUGAAACAUGUGAAGCCCUAAGGGAGUCUGUCCCAUGUCUCGAAGUAAGUUGCAGAAUGGGUUGCGACUAUGACUGCAACACUUAA